CUUGCUUCACUUCCACAGAACUACCAUCAAAGUGAACCAGCACAGGACUCUCAGAUGACCUGCUACACAGCUUUGUUUUUAAAUUUACAAGGCAAAAGAACAUGGAGAACAAAGACAGCAGGAUGACAACAGAAUGGAACUCAACAAUGGAAAACAGAAAGCAAUCAGAUAGUAAACAAACAAGAACUGACAUGAAAACCCAAAAAGAAACUAUACAAAGACAAAGGCAACUGAUAUGUCAAGCAAUGGAGGAGAUCGAACAACUCUGGAGACAGACAGAAAGAAAAAGAAAUGAAAUUGACUUCUUAAAGACAAAGACAGAGGGGCAACAGGAAGACAUUGAGAGACUGACAUCUGAAAAAAACAAACAGCACCUACUAUUAAAGCAAUUUAACUUCCAAAUAAAAAAUAUAACUGAGAAACUCAAACAAAGCAAAAAUUCAGUUGCUAACGAAAAAACAAACCUUCUGAAAAUGUGGACUAAAAUAUACCAAGAGAAGGAUACUCUGGACAGAAGACGUCAAUACUUCAUCAAUGAGCGACACAAGCUAGACACUAUAAAAGCUAGUAAGACAGAAUCACCAAUAAAGGAGGAACCCAAAGAGCUCCUUAAUAAGCAGGAACUGGAUAUAUUGGAGAAUGCAACUGAGAAAAACAGGGAAAUAAUGGUUGAAGUAAAGAAAGUUAAAGAAAAAAUGGAGAAAACUAAAGCAAACAUACAGCAAGCAUUAAAAAGAAACAAAGAGGACAUUUCAAAAAACAGUGAACAAAUUAACCACAUUAAACAUAUUAUGCAUGUAAAGAUCAACAUGGUCAAUCACAGAUGGGCAAGCAUUAUAAAACAGGCUGAAAUGAAGGAAAUUCACAUGUAUAAAGAAGGACAGAGAGAAAGAAACGAUGGAAAAGCCACAUUUGACACAGUGAAGAGAAAACUGUGUAGAAUCCAGGAAGAGAUGGAGAAACUUUGGGAUGUGCUGGAAGACAGUGAACAACAACUGGAAGUGACUCAAAGUGCAAAGCAGCAGCUAAUGGCAGAGAACAAUCACGUGAACAUCAAGAUGAAUAUUGAUUAUCAAAAGCAACAAGAUUCAGAUCUAAGCUUGAAAGGGACACACAUCCAGCCUGAAAGAGAUGACUUAAAGAGAGUUAAAAUGAAACUAAAGACAGGAAGGGAAAAUGUAGAAAAAGACAAGCCAAAUACUUACAUGCAGAAUUUGAUCUCUGAGGAAGAAGAAAACAAUGUAGUGCUUUGUAUCAAGGGUGAAGAAACAAAGCAGAGCAUGAGGGACUUUACAGAAGUAAAGGCUCAAACCAAAUGGACAAAUUUUCGAGAAAAGCAAAAAAGAAGGGAGCUUGAGCGUCUGCUGGAGAAGAUAAUGAAAGAGAGGGAUGAGUUAGGAAUCAUGAAGACAAAAAUACAGCGACAAAAGGAAAGGGUUGAACAAAAACUGGAAAAUACUGUCACCGAGAUGAAAGGUAAAAUAGAAAAAACUGGUGCAGAAAUUAACAACACUUGGGAGAAAAUGUGGAGAACCCAAAGGGAGAUGAGUAAGAACCAGGAAGAAGCCAAGAACUAUACGGAAAAACUGACAUCCAUGAAAACUUGGGUCAACAAAUGGAUAUCGACACAGUCUACAAUCAAACAUACUUUUUCAGUGAAUGCAUCCAAACUUCAAGAAUCACAGAAAGAAAUAGACACAGACUCCCUCGAGGAUCAAACAUCAGCAAUUCCAAAGGACAAAAGGGGAACAGAAAGUAUAACAGAUACAACAUCAUUACAAAAUUCUGUAACAUUAGAUGAUCAGCAUCAAAAUAAAAAAAUAAAAGAACAACAGAAGGAGCAUUUUGAAUCCAAACAUUGUUUUGCAGAAGGCAAAAAUGGGGAGCAGGACUUUUGCUUACAGAUGCGAACUGAAAUUCAUGAAGAAGCAGUGCAUGAUAAAACUGAAUUACUGAUAAUUGUAAGAGAAAGGGAAGAAGUGGAAAAACUGAUACAUAACCUAAAGCAGCAAGAGGGGGAAAUAAAGGAACAAAUAAAGUACACUGUUGAUAACAUGAAAGAAAAAACUCAAGACAUCAAAAGGCUCAUUUUGGAAAUAAAUGACCUGCAGAAGGCAGACACUGUAAUUACAGUCGGGGAAACUGAAAAUGCCCAGGAAGUAUUAACUAAGCUGUUGGAAGAAACUGAACAGAGAAAGAUUUUGAUGGUGAACACCAAAGUUUUCAGAAAUGAAAUUAUGAAAUAUGAAGUACAAGAUGAGGACGAUGCCAAAAAAAUAAAACAAGAGUCUAGCUUGAUAAGACUUAAUGUUAACAAGAAAAAACUAAUUCAGAAAUCAGGAGAAGAGAUGAAAAAACACGUUGAACACACCGAUGAAGAUAAAAAGGACAGAGGAGCCGAUAUACAAAGACUCAGGGCAGAGAUUUACAAAACACAAGAGAUUAUAAGAACGCUAAGAGGAGGACUUGAGAACCUAGCGGAAAAAAGUAACAUGGACAAAUAUCAAAAGAAUGAAGGCAGUGAAAUUGAAGGAUUGCUAAAAGACAUCAAACAGUUUCAAGAGUUUCUGGAAAUUGUAAAAACCAAAAUAAAGCAAAGUGAAGUACAUAUGACAGAAGAAAUGAGCAAUAUGAAAUCAAUGAAAACUGCAGUGAAAAAGAAGAGAAGAGAAUUAGAUCAAAGGUUAGAAAAUACUUUGAAAGAGAGAGACGGAUUAGACAUCUUUAAAAUAAAAAUGCAGAGGCAAACUGAACUGAUUCGGCAGAAUUUAGAAAAAAUGGCAAAAGUUAAGAGCACAGUCGAGAAAAUAGCCGCUAAGACCAGAAGGAAAAUUGAAGAGAUAGAAAUUAGUAUGAAGGAGACUGAAAUAAAAGUAAGACAGUUUAAAGAUCUUGACUGUGUUAACCUUUACUUGACAAAAGGCGCAAACCCAGACAUGGAACAUGGUAUUACACCUAAGCAAAGAACUGCUCUUGAAAUAUUCAAGACUGAAAUUAAGAAGACAAUGGACAAUAAAAGAGAUAAACUGACAAAAAACAAAAUGGUCAAAGAAACUGAGGGAACAGAAAUCCUCAAACAGGUUAAUGAGAAACUGGAGGAUGUAAAACUUUCAUUAGACAGUCUGGGUCAAAAAAAUAAAAAAUCAGUUAGUGAGAAUGUAAAACAAAUAAUCAAGAGAGAAGAGACUGAGAUGACAGAACAGAUCCAAACAGCGAUAAAGAAUGAGAAAAUAGUUAAAAAGCUAACUGAAACAGAAAUACAGGAUGAACAGGUGAACCAUUUGAGGGAGAAAACUGAAAGACACAAACAGGAGCUUCAUGACAGAGUACACAUGACAAAAAGGAAAAUAAGAGAAAUGGAGCUGCUGCAAUCGGAAUUGAAAAUAAAGACAAAAGAAAUGGAGCGUUUUUUUAGAAAAAGCAUGAGAAAAAAGGAGGUAAUUGAAAUAAUGUGGUAUGAAAUACAACGAGAAAAGGAAGCAUUGAGGACCGAGAUCAAAAAGAAAAGAAGAGAAUUAGACCAAAGACUGGAGAUGACUGUGAGAAAAAGGGAUGAACUAGAAGUGUUAAGGGUAAAAUUGAAACGACAGAUGGAAGAGCUGGCUGAGGAGAAGCAGAGAGAUCAUAAUCUGUUCAUCCAUCUACCCAAUGAACAUGAAAAACAUUUGGAAAGUAAAGAUGUGAAAAUGUUAAUGGAGAAAAUUAAAAACCACAGCUCACAAGUUUCUCAGUAUAUUAUUUACAUCCAAAACAUAAGAGAAAAGUUUAAUUUACACAUGGGAACAAUUAGGACAGAGAUGAAAAUUCUAGAAAAUGUGAAUGCUCAUUUAGAAAAGGACAGAAAAGGAUUCAGAGAAGUUGAGGCUGAAAAUAAGAAUAUAACAAACAAAAUGAGGAGAUUAAAAUAUCAGCUUAAUAUAAUCUUCGGAAGAGUUACCAUACAAGACACUGCAGAGAUGGAUGAAACAAUCAGCAUCUGGGAAAAAAUCCAAAGACAAAAACAGAAGCUUGAUAUGAGACUAGAAAAUAUUAAAAGGGAAAGACAAGAGAUCGAAGCUCUGGUGGUUGAGCUGGAGAUGAAGAAAAGAGAAAACCAACGUGUAAUCAAAAUAAGCAUUCAAAAAGAACAGAAGAUAAAAAGAAUAUGGGCUACUUUCAAAGAAGAAAGAACUGCCCUCGUGAGAGAAACAAUGCGGAAAAAGGAGCUUGAACAACGACGAAAGGAGUUCAUCAAACAUCAAAGUGAACAAGAAAUAAAGCAGAAGUUGCAAAAAGAAAAGAAAGGGAUGCAAAGUGAAAUUGAAGAAAUGAGGAUGACAGAAAAAAGGAAGCAAAUUCAAAAACAAUGGGAACUAAUCAAGAAAUACUUAGGGGAAUAUAACAAGUUAAUUAAAAACACUCAAUUCAUCAUUGGAAUAAUUCAGAAUGAAAAUAAACACAUGCAAGACCAAAAAAAUUUCUACAUGACCACAAGGGAAGAAGCGCUGAAUAUUAAAAGCGAAUUAAAUAGGCAAAAGGAAAUUAUAUGGUGCGCAUUAAAAAAAAUACAACAAGAGCAAAAACAUGGGGAACAAGUGGAGACAAAAAUCAAGACGGAGCAAGGAAAACAUGAAAAUGGAAGGAAAAAAAUAUAUGAUAUAGAAAAAGAUGCCAUGGAUGACUUGAGUGCAGAUGACAGUCAAGACAAAGAAGAUCUUGAAAGAGUGACAGAGAUGUUGAAGAGGAACCAGAAACGUGACAUGAGAGGCUGUAAAAUCAAAAAAGAAAUAGACAUAUUAAAACAAAAAAGGGAAGACAUAAAAGAGGAAAAGAAAACAACUGAAAUAAAACAAACUGAAAAAAAAAUGAAAGUGAAAGAUUUCAAAAAAAUGUUUUGGGGCAAACAAAAAGAAAAACACAGUACUGAAUAUCUGACUGUAGAGAAAGAAUAUCACAGAGAACAGAUUAAGGAUGGUAUGAAAAGGAUUAUUUUAAAAGACACAAAACAAGACCUGAUAAAAAAAGAGAUGAAAAAACAAAACCAGGAAAAAGAAAAGGUCAACCAGAUGAAAACUAGACGUGAGAAUAGAAAAGAACUGUUGUUGAAGGAAAGGAGAAAUAUGGAAGAAGAGCGGUGUGAGAUGGAAAUGAGAGGAGACCAAGUCAUGGAUGAAAUGAAAUCACUAGAGAUUCUGAAAGUGAAACUUCGACAACUGAAGGAGGAUAUAAAAGCCAAAAUGGACAGAUUACUACAAAAUGUUGACAACAGGUCAAGGCUGCAAACAGUGUUGGAAGAAAAGCUUACAACCCAAGACAAACAGAAAGAAAACAUUCGCUGUUUCACUGAAAUGUUAGAGAGAGAAAAGGAAGGUGUGAGAAGUAUCCUUUCAGACAUGGUCACCAAGAGAGAAUGCACAGAAAAUGAAUGGAAGCAGCAGUUUGAACUGGACAAACGAGAUCUUGAUAAACUGAAAGAAGAUCUGAGACACGACAGAGAAGAUCUGGAGAGAGAAAGUGAGGUGCUGAAUAAAGAGAAAAUGGAUUUGAAGGUGUUGAUGUCUGACAUCAAGAAACAAUUUGAAAUAUUGGACGAAAAGAAACAAAAUAUAAAAGAAGAAAGAGACUCAAUGGAAAUCAUAAAGCUUGAACUGCUCCAUAAGAUGAAACAUGUAAACAGGCUGUUACAUGAGACAAAUGAAGAAAAAGCCAACAUUAAAAUUUGUAUCCUUGAGGUUCAAACGGAAAAAGAAAGACUUGAAGACAUUUUAAGCAAGAUUUUCUUAACACGUAAUGAACAAAAAGUCAAGGAAGAUGACCUCAAAAGACAAAUAAAAGAAGUGGAAAUCAUGAAAAAGGAAUUACAGAGUGAAAGAGCAAAAGUGGAGAGUCUGAUGAGGAAUCUGAAGAAGAAGCAAGAAGAGGUUGAACGUGCAAAGGAAAUCAUGAGUGAAGAAAAAGAAGAGGUGAAACAGAUGAAGACUGACAUUGCCAAAGAACGAGAACUGUUGUUGAAGGAAAGGAGAAAUAUGGAAGAAGAGCGGUGUGAGAUGGAAAUGAGAGGAGACCAAGUCAUGGAUGAAAUGAAAUCACUAGAGAUUCUGAAAAUGAAACUUCGACAACUGAAGGAGGAUAUAAAAGCCAAAAUGCACAGAUUACUACAAAAUGUUGACAACAGGUCAAGGCUGCAAACAGUGUUGGAAGAAAAACUUACAUCCCAAGACAAACAGAAAGAAAACAUUCGCUGUUUCACUGAAAUGUUAGAGAGAGAAAGGGAAGGUGUGAGAAGUAUUCUUUCAGACAUGGUCACCAAGAGAGAAUGCACAGAAAAUGAAUGGAAGCAGCAGUUUGAACUGGACAAACGAGAUCUUGAUGAACUGAAAGAAGAUCUGAGACACGACAGAGAAGAUCUGGAGAGAGAAAGUGAGGUGCUGAAUAAAGAGAAAAUGGUUUUGAAGGUGUUGAUGUCUGACAUCAAGAAACAAUUUGAAAUAUUGGACGAAAAGAAACAAAAUAUAAAAGAAGAAAGAGACUCAAUGGAAAUCAUAAAGCUUGAACUGCUCAAUAAGAUGGAACGUGUAAACAGGCUGUUACAUGACACAAAUGAAGAAAAAGCCAACAUUAAAAUUUGUAUCCUUCAGCUUCAAACGGAAAAAGAAAGACUUGAAGAUAUUUUAAGCAAGAUUUUCUUAACACGUAAUGAACAAAAAGUCAAGGAAGAUGACCUCAGAAGACAAACAAAAGAAGUGGAAAACAAGAAAAAGGAAUUACAGAGUGAAAGAGCAAAAGUGGAGAGUCUGAUGAGGAAUCUGAAGAAGAAGCAAGAAGAGCUUGAACGUGCAAAGGAAAUCAUGAGUGAAGAAAAAGAAGAGGUGAAACAGAUGAAGACUGACAUUGCCAAAGAACGAGAACUGUUGUUGAAGGAAAGGAGAAAUAUGGAAGAAGAGCGGUGUGAGAUGGAAAUGAGAGGAGACCAAGUCAUGGAUGAAAUGAAAUCACUAGAGAUUCUGAAAGUGAAACUUCGACAACUGAAGGAGGAUAUAAAAGCCAAAAUGGACAGAUUACUACAAAAUGUUGACAACAGGUCAAGGCUGCAAACAGUGUUGGAAGAAAAGCUUACAACCCAAGACAAACAGAAAGAAAACAUUCGCUGUUUCACUAAAAUGUUAGAGAGAGGAAAGGAAGGUGUGAGAAGUAUCCUUUCAGACAUGGUCACCAAGAGAGAAUGCACAGAAAAUGAAUGGAAGCAGCAGUUUGAACUGGACAAACGAGAUCUUGAUAAACUGAAAGAAGAUCUGAGACACGACAGAGAAGAUCUGGAGAGAGAAAGUGAGGUGCUGAAUAAAGAGAAAAUGGAUUUGAAGGUGUUGAUGUCUGACAUCAAGAAACAAUUUGAAAUAUUGGACGAAAAGAAACAAAAUAUAAAAGAAGAAAGAGACUCAAUGGAAAUCAUAAAGCUUGAACUGCUCAAUAAGAUGAAACAUGUAAACAGGCUGUUACAUGAGACAAAAGAAGAAAAAGCCAACAUUAAAAUUUGUAUCCUUCAGCUUCAGACGGAAAAAGAAAGACUUGAAGACAUUUUAAGCAAGAUUUUCUUAACAUGUAAUGAACAAAAAGUCAAGGAAGAUGACCUCAGAAGACAAACAAAAGAAGUGGAAAUCAUGAAAAAGGAAUUACAGAGUGAAAGAGCAAAAGUGGAGAGUCUGGUGAGGAAUCUGAAGAAGAAGCAAGAAGAGGUUGAACGUGCAAAGGAAAUCAUGAGUGAAGAAAAAGAAGAGGUGAAACAGAUGAAGACUGACAUUGCCAAAGAACGAGAACUGUUGUUGAAGGAAAGGAGAAAUAUGGAAGAAGAGCGGUGUGAGAUGGAAAUGAGAGGAGACCAAGUCAUGGAUGAAAUGAAAUCACUAGAGAUUCUGAAAAUGAAACUUCGACAACUGAAGGAGGAUAUAAAAGCCAAAAUGCACAGAUUACUACAAAAUGUUGACAACAGGUCAAGGCUGCAAACAGUGUUGGAAGAAAAACUUACAUCCCAAGACAAACAGAAAGAAAACAUUCGCUGUUUCACUGAAAUGUUAGAGAGAGAAAAGGAAGGUGUGAGAAGUAUUCUUUCAGACAUGGUCACCAAGAGAGAAUGCACAGAAAAUGAAUGGAAGCAGCAGUUUGAACUGGACAAACGAGAUCUUGAUGAACUGAAAGAAGAUCUGAGACACGACAGAGAAGAUCUGGAGAGAGAAAGUGAGGUGCUGAAUAAAGAGAAAAUGGUUUUGAAGGUGUUGAUGUCUGACAUCAAGAAACAAUUUGAAAUAUUGGACGAAAAGAAACAAAAUAUAAAAGAAGAAAGAGACUCAAUGGAAAUCAUAAAGCUUGAACUGCUCAAUAAGAUGGAACGUGUAAACAGGCUGUUACAUGACACAAAUGAAGAAAAAGCCAACAUUAAAAUUUGUAUCCUUCAGCUUCAAACGGAAAAAGAAAGACUUGAAGAUAUUUUAAGCAAGAUUUUCUUAACACGUAAUGAACAAAAAGUCAAGGAAGAUGACCUCAGAAGACAAACAAAAGAAGUGGAAAACAAGAAAAAGGAAUUACAGAGUGAAAGAGCAAAAGUGGAGAGUCUGAUGAGGAAUCUGAAGAAGAAGCAAGAAGAGCUUGAACGUGCAAAGGAAAUCAUGAGUGAAGAAAAAGAAGAGGUGAAACAGAUGAAAACUGACAUUGCCAAAGAACGAGAACUGUUGUUGAAGGAAAGGAGAAAUAUGGAAGAAGAGCGGUGUGAGAUGGAAAUGAGAGGAGACCAAGUCAUGGAUGAAAUGAAAUCACUAGAGAUUCUGAAAGUGAAACUUCGACAACUGAAGGAGGAUAUAAAAGCCAAAAUGGACAGAUUACUACAAAAUGUUGACAACAGGUCAAGGCUGCAAACAGUGUUGGAAGAAAAGCUUACAACCCAAGACAAACAGAAAGAAAACAUUCGCUGUUUCACUGAAAUGUUAGAGAGAGGAAAGGAAGGUGUGAGAAGUAUCCUUUCAGACAUGGUCACCAAGAGAGAAUGCACAGAAAAUGAAUGGAAGCAGCAGUUUGAACUGGACAAACGAGAUCUUGAUAAACUGAAAGAAGAUCUGAGACACGACAGAGAAGAUCUGGAGAGAGAAAGUGAGGUGCUGAAUAAAGAGAAAAUGGAUUUGAAGGUGUUGAUGUCUGACAUCAAGAAACAAUUUGAAAUAUUGGACGAAAAGAAACAAAAUAUAAAAGAAGAAAGAGACUCAAUGGAAAUCAUAAAGCUUGAACUGCUCAAUAAGAUGAAACAUGUAAACAGGCUGUUACAUGAGACAAAUGAAGAAAAAGCCAACAUUAAAAUUUGUAUCCUUCAGCUUCAGACGGAAAAAGAAAGACUUGAAGACAUUUUAAGCAAGAUUUUCUUAACAUGUAAUGAACAAAAAGUCAAGGAAGAUGACCUCAGAAGACAAACAAAAGAAGUGGAAAUCAUGAAAAAGGAAUUACAGAGUGAAAGAGCAAAAGUGGAGAGUCUGGUGAGGAAUCUGAAGAAGAAGCAAGAAGAGGUUGAACGUGCAAAGGAAAUCAUGAGUGAAGAAAAAGAAGAGGUGAAACAGAUGAAGACUGACAUUGCCAAAGAACGAGAACUGUUGUUGAAGGAAAGGAGAAAUAUGGAAGAAGAGCGGUGUGAGAUGGAAAUGAGAGGAGACCAAGUCAUGGAUGAAAUGAAAUCACUAGAGAUUCUGAAAAUGAAACUUCGACAACUGAAGGAGGAUAUAAAAGCCAAAAUGCACAGAUUACUACAAAAUGUUGACAACAGGUCAAGGCUGCAAACAGUGUUGGAAGAAAAACUUACAUCCCAAGACAAACAGAAAGAAAACAUUCGCUGUUUCACUGAAAUGUUAGAGAGAGAAAAGGAAGGUGUGAGAAGUAUUCUUUCAGACAUGGUCACCAAGAGAGAAUGCACAGAAAAUGAAUGGAAGCAGCAGUUUGAACUGGACAAACGAGAUCUUGAUGAACUGAAAGAAGAUCUGAGACACGACAGAGAAGAUCUGGAGAGAGAAAGUGAGGUGCUGAAUAAAGAGAAAAUGGUUUUGAAGGUGUUGAUGUCUGACAUCAAGAAACAAUUUGAAAUAUUGGACGAAAAGAAACAAAAUAUAAAAGAAGAAAGAGACUCAAUGGAAAUCAUAAAGCUUGAACUGCUCCAUAAGAUGAAACAUGUAAACAGGCUGUUACAUGAGACAAAUGAAGAAAAAGCCAAGAUUAAAAGUUGUAUCCUUGAGGUUCAAACGGAAAAAGAAAGACUUGAAGACAUUUUAAGCAAGAUUUUCUUAACACGUAAUGAACAAAAAGUCAAGGAAGAUGACCUCAAAAGACAAAUAAAAGAAGUGGAAAUCAUGAAAAAGGAAUUACAGAGUGAAAGAGCAAAAGUGGAGAGUCUGAUGAGGAAUCUGAAGAAGAAGCAAGAAGAGCUUGAACGUGCAAAGGAAAUCAUGAGUGAAGAAAAAGAAGAGGUGAAACAGAUGAAGACUGACAUUGCCAAAGAACGAGAACUGUUGUUGAAGAAAAGGAGAAAUAUGGAAGAAGAGCGGUGUGAGAUGGAAAUGAGAGGAGACCAAGUCAUGGAUGAAAUGAAAUCACUAGAGAUUCUGAAAAUGAAACUUCGACAACUGAAGGAGGAUAUAAAAGCCAAAAUGCACAGAUUACUACAAAAUGUUGACAACAGGUCAAGGCUGCAAACAGUGUUGGAAGAAAAACUUACAUCCCAAGACAAACAGAAAGAAAACAUUCGCUGUUUCACUGAAAUGUUAGAGAGAGGAAAGGAAGGUGUGAGGAGUAUCCUUUCAGACAUGGUCACCAAGAGAGAAUGCACAGAAAAUGAAUGGAAGCAGCAGUUUGAACUGGACAAACGAGAUCUUGAUGAACUGAAAGAAGAUCUGAGACACGACAGAGAAGAUCUGGAGAGAGAAAGUGAGGUGCUGAAUAAAGAGAAAAUGGUUUUGAAGGUGUUGAUGUCUGACAUCAAGAAACAAUUUGAAAUAUUGGACGAAAAGAAACAAAAUAUAAAAGAAGAAAGAGACUCAAUGGAAAUCAUAAAGCUUGAACUGCUCCAUAAGAUGAAACAUGUAAACAGGCUGUUACAUGAGACAAAUGAAGAAAAAGCCAAGAUUAAAAUUUGUAUCCUUGAGGUUCAAACGGAAAAAGAAAGACUUGAAGACAUUUUAAGCAAGAUUUUCUUAACACGUAAUGAACAAAAAGUCAAGGAAGAUGACCUCAAAAGACAAAUAAAAGAAGUGGAAAUCAUGAAAAAGGAAUUACAGAGUGAAAGAGCAAAAGUGGAGAGUCUGAUGAGGAAUCUGAAGAAGAAGCAAGAAGAGCUUGAACGUGCAAAGGAAAUCAUGAGUGAAGAAAAAGAAGAGGUGAAACAGAUGAAGACUGACAUUGCCAAAGAACGAGAACUGUUGUUGAAGGAAAGGAGAAAUAUGGAAGAAGAGCGGUGUGAGAUGGAAAUGAGAGGAGACCAAGUCAUGGAUGAAAUGAAAUCAGUAGAGAUUCUGAAAAUGAAACUUCGACAACUGAAGGAGGAUAUAAAAGCCAAAAUGCACAGAUUACUACAAAAUGUUGACAACAGGUCAAGGCUGCAAACAGUGUUGGAAGAAAAACUUACAUCCCAAGACAAACAGAAAGAAAACAUUCGCUGUUUCACUGAAAUGUUAGAGAGAGGAAAGGAAGGUGUGAGGAGUAUCCUUUCAGACAUGGUCACCAAGAGAGAAUGCACAGAAAAUGAAUGGCAGCAGCAGUUUGAACUGGACAAACGAGAUCUUGAUAAACUGAAAGAAGAUCUGAGACACGACAGAGAAGAUCUGGAGAGAGAAAGUGAGGUGCUGAAUAAAGAGAAGAUGGAUUUGAAGGUGUUGAUGUCUGACAUCAAGAAACAAUUUGAAAUAUUGGACGAAAAGAAACAAAAUAUAAAAGAAGAAAGAGACUCAAUGGAAAUCAUAAAGCUUGAACUGCUCCAUCAGAUGAAACAUGUAAACAGGCUGUUACAUGAGACAAAUGAAGAAAAAGCCAAGAUUAAAAUUUGUAUCCUUCAGCUUCAAACGGAAAAAGAAAGACUUGAAGACAUUUUAAGCAAGAUUUUCUUAACACAUAAUGAAGAAAAAGUCAAGGAAGAUGACCUCAGAAGACAAACAAAAGAAGUGGAAAUCAUGAAAAAGGAAUUACAGAGUGAAAGAGCAAAAGUGGAGAGUCUGAUGAGGAAUCUGAAGAAGAAGCAAGAAGAGCUUGAACGUGCAAAGGAAAUCAUGAGUGAAGAAAAAGAAGAGGUGAAACAGAUGAAGACUGACAUUGCCAAAGAACGAGAACUGUUGUUGAAGGAAAGGAGAAAUAUGGAAGAAGAGCGGUGUGAGAUGGAAAUGAGAGGAGACCAAGUCAUGGAUGAAAUGAAAUCACUAGAGAUUCUGAAAGUGAAACUUCGACAACUGAAGGAGGAUAUAAAAGCCAAAAUGCACAGAUUACUACAAAAUGUAGACAACAGGUCAAGACUGCAAACAGUGUUGGAAGAAAAACUUACAUCCCAAGACAAACAGAAAGAAAACAUUCGCUGUUUCACUGAAAUGUUAGAGAGAGAAAAGGAAGGUGUGAGAAGUAUUCUUUCAGACAUGGUCACCAAGAGAGAAUGCACAGAAAAUGAAUGGAAGCAGCAGUUUGAACUGGACAAACGAGAUCUUGAUGAACUGAAAGAAGAUCUGAGACACGACAGAGAAGAUCUGGAGAGAGAAAGUGAGGUGCUGAAUAAAGAGAAAAUGGUUUUGAAGGUGUUGAUGUCUGACAUCAAGAAACAAUUUGAAAUAUUGGACGAAAAGAAACAAAAUAUAAAAGAAGAAAGAGACUCAAUGGAAAUCAUAAAGCUUGAACUGCUCAAUAAGAUGGAAUGUGUAAACAGGCUGUUACAUGACACAAAUGAAGAAAAAGCCAAGAUUAAAAUUUGUAUCCUUCAGCUUCAAACGGAAAAAGAAAGACUUGAAGACAUUUUAAGCAAGAUUUUCUUAACACGUAAUGAACAAAAAGUCAAGGAAGAUGACCUCAGAAGACAAACAAAAGAAGUGGAAAUCAUGAAAAAGGAAUUACAGAGUGAAAGAGCAAAAGUGGAGAGUCUGAUGAGGAAUCUGAAGAAGAAGCAAGAAGAGCUUGAACGUGCAAAGGAAAUCAUGAGUGAAGAAACAGAAGAGGUGAAACAGAUGAAGACUGACAUUGCCAAAGAACGAGAACUGUUGUUGAAGGAAAGGAGAAAUAUGGAAGAAGAGCGGUGUGAGAUGGAAAUGAGAGGAGACCAAGUCAUGGAUGAAAUGAAAUCACUAGAGAUUCUGAAAGUGAAACUUCGACAACUGAAGGAGGAUAUAAAAGCCAAAAUGGACAGAUUACUACAAAAUGUUGACAACAGGUCAAGGCUGCAAACAGUGUUGGAAGAAAAGCUUACAACCCAAGACAAACAGAAAGAAAACAUUCGCUGUUUCACUGAAAUGUUAGAGAGAGGAAAGGAAGGUGUGAGGAGUAUCCUUUCAGACAUGGUCACCAAGAGAGAAUGCACAGAAAAUGAAUGGCAGCAGCAGUUUGAACUGGACAAACGAGAUCUUGAUAAACUGAAAGAAGAUCUGAGACACGACAGAGAAGAUCUGGAGAGAGAAAGUGAGGUGCUGAAUAAAGAGAAGAUGGAUUUGAAGGUGUUGAUGUCUGACAUCAAGAAACAAUUUGAAAUAUUGGAUGAAAAGAAACAAAAUAUAAAAGAAGAAAGAGACUCAAUGGAAAUCAUAAAGCUUGAACUGCUCAAUAAGAUGGAACGUGUAAACAGGCUGUUACAUGACACAAAUGAAGAAAAAGCCAAGAUUAAAAUUUGUAUCCUUCAGCUUCAAACGGAAAAAGAAAGACUUGAAGAUAUUUUAAGCAAGAUUUUCUUAACACGUAAUGAAGAAAAAGUCAAGGAAGAUGACCUCAGAAGACAAACAAAAGAAGUGGAAAACAAGAAAAAGGAAUUACAGAGUGAAAGAGCAAAAGUGGAGAGUCUGAUGAGGAAUCUGAAGAAGAAGCAAGAAGAGCUUGAACGUGCAAAGGAAAUCAUGAGUGAAGAAAAAGAAGAGGUGAAACAGAUGAAGACUGACAUUGCCAAAGAACGAGAACUGUUGUUGAAGGAAAGGAGAAAUAUGGAAGAAGAGCGGUGUGAGAUGGAAAUGAGAGGAGACCAAGUCAUGGAUGAAAUGAAAUCACUAGAGAUUCUGAAAGUGAAACUUCGACAACUGAAGGAGGAUAUAAAAGCCAAAAUGGACAGAUUACUACAAAAUGUUGACAACAGGUCAAGGCUGCAAACAGUGUUGGAAGAAAAGCUUACAACCCAAGACAAACAGAAAGAAAACAUUCGCUGUUUCACUGAAAUGUUAGAGAGAGAAAAGGAAGGUGUGAGAAGUAUUCUUUCAGACAUGGUCACCAAGAGAGAAUGCACAGAAAAUGAAUGGAAGCAGCAGUUUGAACUGGACAAACGAGAUCUUGAUGAACUGAAAGAAGAUCUGAGACACGACAGAGAAGAUCUGGAGAGAGAAAGUGAGGUGCUGAAUAAAGAGAAAAUGGUUUUGAAGGUGUUGAUGUCUGACAUCAAGAAACAAUUUGAAAUAUUGGACGAAAAGAAACAAAAUAUAAAAGAGGAAAGAGACUCAAUGGAAAUCAUAAAGCUUGAACUGCUCAAUAAGAUGGAACGUGUAAACAGGCUGUUACAUGAGACAAAUGAAGAAAAAGCCAAGAUUAAAAUUUGUAUCCUUCAGCUUCAAACGGAAAAAGAAAGACUUGAAGACAUUUUAAGCAAGAUUUUCUUAACACGUAAUGAAGAAAAAGUCAAGGAAGAUGACCUCAGAAGACAAACAAAAGAAGUGGAAAACAAGAAAAAGGAAUUACAGAGUGAAAGAGCAAAAGUGGAGAGUCUGAUGAGGAAUCUGAAGAAGAAGCAAGAAGAGCUUGAACGUGCAAAGGAAAUCAUGAGUGAAGAAAAAGAAGAGGUGAAACAGAUGAAGACUGACAUUGCCAAAGAACGAGAACUGUUGUUGAAGGAAAGGAGAAAUAUGGAAGAAGAGCGGUGUGAGAUGGAAAUGAGAGGAGACCAAGUCAUGGAUGAAAUGAAAUCACUAGAGAUUCUGAAAGUGAAACUUCGACAACUGAAGGAGGAUAUAAAAGCCAAAAUGCACAGAUUACUACAAAAUGUUGACAACAGGUCAAGGCUGCAAACAGUGUUGGAAGAAAAACUUACAUCCCAAGACAAACAGAAAGAAAACAUUCGCUGUUUCACUGAAAUGUUAGAAAGAGAAAAGGAAGGUGUGAGAAGUAUUCUUUCAGACAUGGUCACCAAGAGAGAAUGCACAGAAAAUGAAUGGAAGCAGCAGUUUGAACUGGACAAACGAGAUCUUGAUGAACUGAAAGAAGAUCUGAGACACGACAGAGAAGAUCUGGAGAGAGAAAGUGAGGUGCUGAAUAAAGAGAAAAUGGUUUUGAAGGUGUUGAUGUCUGACAUCAAGAAACAAUUUGAAAUAUUGGACGAAAAGAAACAAAAUAUAAAAGAAGAAAGAGACUCAAUGGAAAUCAUAAAGCUUGAACUGCUCAAUAAGAUGGAACGUGUAAACAGGCUGUUACAUGACACAAAUGAAGAAAAAGCCAACAUUAAAAUGUGUAUCCUUCAGCUUCAAACGGAAAAAGAAAGACUUGAAGACAUUUUAAGCAAGAUUUUCUUAACACGUAAUGAACAAAAAGUCAAGGAAGAUGACCUCAGAAGACAAACAAAAGAAGUGGAAAUCAUGAAAAAGGAAUUACAGAGUGAAAGAGCAAAAGUGGAGAGUCUGAUGAGGAAUCUGAAGAAGAAGCAAGAAGAGCUUGAACGUGCAAAGGAAAUCAUGAGUGAAGAAAAAGAAGAGGUGAAACAGAUGAAGACUGACAUUGCCAAAGAACGAGAACUGUUGUUGAAGGAAAGGAGAAAUAUGGAAGAAGAGCGGUGUGAGAUGGAAAUGAGAGGAGACCAAGUCAUGGAUGAAAUGAAAUCACUAGAGAUUCUGAAAGUGAAACUUCGACAACUGAAGGAGGAUAUAAAAGCCAAAAUGCACAGAUUACUACAAAAUGUUGACAACAGGUCAAGGCUGCAAACAGUGUUGGAAGAAAAACUUACAUCCCAAGACAAACAGAAAGAAAACAUUCGCUGUUUCACUGAAAUGUUAGAGAGAGAAAAGGAAGGUGUGAGAAGUAUUCUUUCAGACAUGGUCACCAAGAGAGAAUGCACAGAAAAUGAAUGGAAGCAGCAGUUUGAACUGGACAAACGAGAUCUUGAUGAACUGAAAGAAGAUCUGAGACACGACAGAGAAGAUCUGGAGAGAGAAAGUGAGGUGCUGAAUAAAGAGAAAAUGGUUUUGAAGGUGUUGAUGUCUGACAUCAAGAAACAAUUUGAAAUAUUGGACGAAAAGAAACAAAAUAUAAAAGAAGAAAGAGACUCAAUGGAAAUCAUAAGGCUUGAACUGCUCAAUAAGGUGAAACAUGUAAACAGGCUGUUACAUGGAACAAAUGAAGAAAAAGCCAAGAUUAAAAUUUGUAUCCUUCAGCUUCAAACGGAAAAAGAAAGACUUGAAGACAUUUUAAGCAAGAUUUUCUUAACACGUAAUGAACAAAAAGUCAAGGAAGACGACCUCAGAAGACAAACAAAAGAAGUGGAAAACAUGAAAAAGGAAUUACAGAGUGAAAGAGCAAAAGUGGAGAGUCUGAUGAGGAAUCUGAAGAAGAAGCAAGAAGAGCUUGAACGUGCAAAGGAAAUCAUGAGUGAAGAAAAAGAAGAGGUGAAACAGAUGAAGACUGACAUUGCCAAAGAACGAGAACUGUUGUUGAAGGAAAGGAGAAAUAUGGAAGAAGAGCGGUGUGAGAUGGAAAUGAGAGGAGACCAAGUCAUGGAUGAAAUGAAAUCACUAGAGAUUCUGAAAAUGAAACUUCGACAACUGAAGGAGGAUAUAAAAGCCAAAAUGCACAGAUUACUACAAAAUGUUGACAACAGGUCAAGGCUGCAAACAGUGUUGGAAGAAAAACUUACAUCCCAAGACAAACAGAAAGAAAACAUUCGCUGGUUCACUGAAAUGUUAGAGAGAGGAAAGGAAGGUGUGAGGAGUAUCCUUUCAGACAUGGUCACCAAGAGAGAAUGCACAGAAAAUGAAUGGAAGCAGCAGUUUGAACUGGACAAACGAGAUCUUGAUAAACUGAAAGAAGAUCUGAGACACGACAGAGAAGAUCUGGAGAGAGAAAGUGAGGUGCUGAAUAAAGAGAAGAUGGAUUUGAAGGUGUUGAUGUCUGACAUCAAGAAACAAUUUGAAAUAUUGGACGAAAAGAAACAAAAUAUAAAAGAAGAAAGAGACUCAAUGGAAAUCAUAAAGCUUGAACUGCUCCAUCAGAUGAAACAUGUAAACAGGCUGUUACAUGAGACAAAUGAAGAAAAAGCCAAGAUUAAAAUUUGUAUCCUUCAGCUUCAAACGGAAAAAGAAAGACUUGAAGACAUUUUAAGCAAGAUUUUCUUAACACAUAAUGAAGAAAAAGUCAAGGAAGAUGACCUCAGAAGACAAACAAAAGAAGUGGAAAUCAUGAAAAAGGAAUUACAGAGUGAAAGAGCAAAAGUGGAGAGUCUGAUGAGGAAUCUGAAGAAGAAGCAAGAAGAGCUUGAACGUGCAAAGGAAAUCAUGAGUGAAGAAAAAGAAGAGGUGAAACAGAUGAAGACUGACAUUGCCAAAGAACGAGAACUGUUGUUGAAGGAAAGGAGAAAUAUGGAAGAAGAGCGGUGUGAGAUGGAAAUGAGAGGAGACCAAGUCAUGGAUGAAAUGAAAUCACUAGAGAUUCUGAAAGUGAAACUUCGACAACUGAAGGAGGAUAUAAAAGCCAAAAUGCACAGAUUACUACAAAAUGUAGACAACAGGUCAAGACUGCAAACAGUGUUGGAAGAAAAACUUACAUCCCAAGACAAACAGAAAGAAAACAUUCGCUGUUUCACUGAAAUGUUAGAGAGAGAAAAGGAAGGUGUGAGAAGUAUUCUUUCAGACAUGGUCACCAAGAGAGAAUGCACAGAAAAUGAAUGGAAGCAGCAGUUUGAACUGGACAAACGAGAUCUUGAUGAACUGAAAGAAGAUCUGAGACACGACAGAGAAGAUCUGGAGAGAGAAAGUGAGGUGCUGAAUAAAGAGAAAAUGGUUUUGAAGGUGUUGAUGUCUGACAUCAAGAAACAAUUUGAAAUAUUGGACGAAAAGAAACAAAAUAUAAAAGAAGAAAGAGACUCAAUGGAAAUCAUAAAGCUUGAACUGCUCAAUAAGAUGGAAUGUGUAAACAGGCUGUUACAUGACACAAAUGAAGAAAAAGCCAAGAUUAAAAUUUGUAUCCUUCAGCUUCAAACGGAAAAAGAAAGACUUGAAGACAUUUUAAGCAAGAUUUUCUUAACACGUAAUGAACAAAAAGUCAAGGAAGAUGACCUCAGAAGACAAACAAAAGAAGUGGAAAUCAUGAAAAAGGAAUUACAGAGUGAAAGAGCAAAAGUGGAGAGUCUGAUGAGGAAUCUGAAGAAGAAGCAAGAAGAGCUUGAACGUGCAAAGGAAAUCAUGAGUGAAGAAAAAGAAGAGGUGAAACAGAUGAAGACUGACAUUGCCAAAGAACGAGAACUGUUGUUGAAGGAAAGGAGAAAUAUGGAAGAAGAGCGGUGUGAGAUGGAAAUGAGAGGAGACCAAGUCAUGGAUGAAAUGAAAUCACUAGAGAUUCUGAAAGUGAAACUUCGACAACUGAAGGAGGAUAUAAAAGCCAAAAUGCACAGAUUACUACAAAAUGUUGACAACAGGUCAAGGCUGCAAACAGUGUUGGAAGAAAAGCUUACAACCCAAGACAAACAGAAAGAAAACAUUCGCUGUUUCACUGAAAUGUUAGAGAGAGAAAAGGAAGGUGUGAGAAGUAUUCUUUCAGACAUGGUCACCAAGAGAGAAUGCACAGAAAAUGAAUGGAAGCAGCAGUUUGAACUGGACAAACGAGAUCUUGAUGAACUGAAAGAAGAUCUGAGACACGACAGAGAAGAUCUGGAGAGAGAAAGUGAGGUGCUGAAUAAAGAGAAAAUGGUUUUGAAGGUGUUGAUGUCUGACAUCAAGAAACAAUUUGAAAUAUUGGACGAAAAGAAACAAAAUAUAAAAGAGGAAAGAGACUCAAUGGAAAUCAUAAAGCUUGAACUGCUCAAUAAGAUGGAACGUGUAAACAGGCUGUUACAUGAGACAAAUGAAGAAAAAGCCAACAUUAAAAUUUGUAUCCUUCAGCUUCAAACGGAAAAAGAAAGACUUGAAGACAUUUUAAGCAAGAUUUUCUUAACACGUAAUGAACAAAAAGUCAAGGAAGAUGACCUCAGAAGACAAACAAAAGAAGUGGAAAUCAUGAAAAAGGAAUUACAGAGUGAAAGAGCAAAAGUGGAGAGUCUGAUGAGGAAUCUGAAGAAGAAGCAAGAAGAGCUUGAACGUGCAAAGGAAAUCAUGAGUGAAGAAAAAGAAGAGGUGAAACAGAUGAAGACUGACAUUGCCAAAGAACGAGAACUGUUGUUGAAGGAAAGGAGAAAUAUGGAAGAAGAGCGGUGUGAGAUGGAAAUGAGAGGAGACCAAGUCAUGGAUGAAAUGAAAUCACUAGAGAUUCUGAAAGUGAAACUUCGACAACUGAAGGAGGAUAUAAAAGCCAAAAUGGACAGAUUACUACAAAAUGUUGACAACAGGUCAAGGCUGCAAACAGUGUUGGAAGAAAAGCUUACAACCCAAGACAAACAGAAAGAAAACAUUCGCUGUUUCACUGAAAUGUUAGAGAGAGGAAAGGAAGGUGUGAGGAGUAUCCUUUCAGACAUGGUCACCAAGAGAGAAUGCACAGAAAAUGAAUGGCAGCAGCAGUUUGAACUGGACAAACGAGAUCUUGAUAAACUGAAAGAAGAUCUGAGACACGACAGAGAACAUCUGGAGAGAGAAAGUGAGGUGCUGAAUAAAGAGAAGAUGGAUUUGAAGGUGUUGAUGUCUGACAUCAAGAAACAAUUUGAAAUAUUGGACGAAAAGAAACAAAAUAUAAAAGAAGAAAGAGACUCAAUGGAAAUCAUAAAGCUUGAACUGCUCAAUAAGAUGGAACGUGUAAACAGGCUGUUACAUGACACAAAUGAAGAAAAAGCCAAGAUUAAAAUUUGUAUCCUUCAGCUUCAAACGGAAAAAGAAAGACUUGAAGAUAUUUUAAGCAAGAUUUUCUUAACACGUAAUGAAGAAAAAGUCAAGGAAGAUGACCUCAGAAGACAAACAAAAGAAGUGGAAAACAAGAAAAAGGAAUUACAGAGUGAAAGAGCAAAAGUGGAGAGUCUGAUGAGGAAUCUGAAGAAGAAGCAAGAAGAGCUUGAACGUGCAAAGGAAAUCAUGAGUGAAGAAAAAGAAGAGGUGAAACAGAUGAAGACUGACAUUGCCAAAGAACGAGAACUGUUGUUGAAGGAAAGGAGAAAUAUGGAAGAAGAGCGGUGUGAGAUGGAAAUGAGAGGAGACCAAGUCAUGGAUGAAAUGAAAUCACUAGAGAUUCUGAAAGUGAAACUUCGACAACUGAAGGAGGAUAUAAAAGCCAAAAUGCACAGAUUACUACAAAAUGUUGACAACAGGUCAAGGCUGCAAACAGUGUUGGAAGAAAAACUUACAUCCCAAGACAAACAGAAAGAAAACAUUCGCUGUUUCACUGAAAUGUUAGAAAGAGAAAAGGAAGGUGUGAGAAGUAUUCUUUCAGACAUGGUCACCAAGAGAGAAUGCACAGAAAAUGAAUGGAAGCAGCAGUUUGAACUGGACAAACGAGAUCUUGAUGAACUGAAAGAAGAUCUGAGACACGACAGAGAAGAUCUGGAGAGAGAAAGUGAGGUGCUGAAUAAAGAGAAAAUGGUUUUGAAGGUGUUGAUGUCUGACAUCAAGAAACAAUUUGAAAUAUUGGACGAAAAGAAACAAAAUAUAAAAGAAGAAAGAGACUCAAUGGAAAUCAUAAAGCUUGAACUGCUCAAUAAGAUGGAAUGUGUAAACAGGCUGUUACAUGAGACAAAUGAAGAAAAAGCCAAGAUUAAAAUUUGUAUCCUUCAGCUUCAAACGGAAAAAGAAAGACUUGAAGACAUUUUAAGCAAGAUUUUCUUAACACGUAAUGAACAAAAAGUCAAGGAAGAUGACCUCAGAAGACAAACAAAAGAAGUGGAAAUCAUGAAAAAGGAAUUACAGAGUGAAAGAGCAAAAGUGGAGAGUCUGAUGAGGAAUCUGAAGAAGAAGCAAGAAGAGCUUGAACGUGCAAAGGAAAUCAUGAGUGAAGAAAAAGAAGAGGUGAAACAGAUGAAGACUGACAUUGCCAAAGAACGAGAACUGUUGUUGAAGGAAAGGAGAAAUAUGGAAGAAGAGCGGUGUGAGAUGGAAAUGAGAGGAGACCAAGUCAUGGAUGAAAUGAAAUCACUAGAGAUUCUGAAAGUGAAACUUCGACAACUGAAGGAGGAUAUAAAAGCCAAAAUGGACAGAUUACUACAAAAUGUUGACAACAGGUCAAGGCUGCAAACAGUGUUGGAAGAAAAGCUUACAACCCAAGACAAACAGAAAGAAAACAUUCGCUGUUUCACUGAAAUGUUAGAGAGAGGAAAGGAAGGUGUGAGGAGUAUCCUUUCAGACAUGGUCACCAAGAGAGAAUGCACAGAAAAUGAAUGGCAGCAGCAGUUUGAACUGGACAAACGAGAUCUUGAUAAACUGAAAGAAGAUCUGAGACACGACAGAGAAGAUCUGGAGAGAGAAAGUGAGGUGCUGAAUAAAGAGAAGAUGGAUUUGAAGGUGUUGAUGUCUGACAUCAAGAAACAAUUUGAAAUAUUGGAUGAAAAGAAACAAAAUAUAAAAGAAGAAAGAGACUCAAUGGAAAUCAUAAAGCUUGAACUGCUCAAUAAGAUGGAACGUGUAAACAGGCUGUUACAUGACACAAAUGAAGAAAAAGCCAAGAUUAAAAUUUGUAUCCUUCAGCUUCAAACGGAAAAAGAAAGACUUGAAGAUAUUUUAAGCAAGAUUUUCUUAACACGUAAUGAAGAAAAAGUCAAGGAAGAUGACCUCAGAAGACAAACAAAAGAAGUGGAAAACAAGAAAAAGGAAUUACAGAGUGAAAGAGCAAAAGUGGAGAGUCUGAUGAGGAAUCUGAAGAAGAAGCAAGAAGAGCUUGAACGUGCAAAGGAAAUCAUGAGUGAAGAAAAAGAAGAGGUGAAACAGAUGAAGACUGACAUUGCCAAAGAACGAGAACUGUUGUUGAAGGAAAGGAGAAAUAUGGAAGAAGAGCGGUGUGAGAUGGAAAUGAGAGGAGACCAAGUCAUGGAUGAAAUGAAAUCACUAGAGAUUCUGAAAGUGAAACUUCAACAACUGAAGGAGGAUAUAAAAGCCAAAAUGGACAGAUUACUACAAAAUGUUGACAACAGGUCAAGGCUGCAAACAGUGUUGGAAGAAAAGCUUACAACCCAAAACAAACAGAAAGAAAACAUUCGCUGUUUCACUGAAAUGUUAGAGAGAGAAAAGGAAGGUGUGAGAAGUAUUCUUUCAGACAUGGUCACCAAGAGAGAAUGCACAGAAAAUGAAUGGAAGCAGCAGUUUGAACUGGACAAACGAGAUCUUGAUGAACUGAAAGAAGAUCUGAGACACGACAGAGAAGAUCUGGAGAGAGAAAGUGAGGUGCUGAAUAAAGAGAAAAUGGUUUUGAAGGUGUUGAUGUCUGACAUCAAGAAACAAUUUGAAAUAUUGGACGAAAAGAAACAAAAUAUAAAAGAGGAAAGAGACUCAAUGGAAAUCAUAAAGCUUGAACUGCUCAAUAAGAUGGAACGUGUAAACAGGCUGUUACAUGAGACAAAUGAAGAAAAAGCCAAGAUUAAAAUUUGUAUCCUUCAGCUUCAAACGGAAAAAGAAAGACUUGAAGACAUUUUAAGCAAGAUUUUCUUAACACGUAAUGAACAAAAAGUCAAGGAAGAUGACCUCAGAAGACAAACAAAAGAAGUGGAAAUCAUGAAAAAGGAAUUACAGAGUGAAAGAGCAAAAGUGGAGAGUCUGAUGAGGAAUCUGAAGAAGAAGCAAGAAGAGCUUGAACGUGCAAAGGAAAUCAUGAGUGAAGAAAAAGAAGAGGUGAAACAGAUGAAGACUGACAUUGCCAAAGAACGAGAACUGUUGUUGAAGGAAAGGAGAAAUAUGGAAGAAGAGCGGUGUGAGAUGGAAAUGAGAGGAGACCAAGUCAUGGAUGAAAUGAAAUCACUAGAGAUUCUGAAAGUGAAACUUCGACAACUGAAGGAGGAUAUAAAAGCCAAAAUGCACAGAUUACUACAAAAUGUUGACAACAGGUCAAGGCUGCAAACAGUGUUGGAAGAAAAGCUUACAACCCAAGACAAACAGAAAGAAAACAUUCGCUGUUUCACUGAAAUGUUAGAGAGAGGAAAGGAAGGUGUGAGGAGUAUCCUUUCAGACAUGGUCACCAAGAGAGAAUGCACAGAAAAUGAAUGGCAGCAGCAGUUUGAACUGGACAAACGAGAUCUUGAUAAACUGAAAGAAGAUCUGAGACACGACAGAGAACAUCUGGAGAGAGAAAGUGAGGUGCUGAAUAAAGAGAAGAUGGAUUUGAAGGUGUUGAUGUCUGACAUCAAGAAACAAUUUGAAAUAUUGGACGAAAAGAAACAAAAUAUAAAAGAAGAAAGAGACUCAAUGGAAAUCAUAAAGCUUGAACUGCUCAAUAAGAUGGAACGUGUAAACAGGCUGUUACAUGACACAAAUGAAGAAAAAGCCAAGAUUAAAAUUUGUAUCCUUCAGCUUCAAACGGAAAAAGAAAGACUUGAAGAUAUUUUAAGCAAGAUUUUCUUAACACGUAAUGAAGAAAAAGUCAAGGAAGAUGACCUCAGAAGACAAACAAAAGAAGUGGAAAACAAGAAAAAGGAAUUACAGAGUGAAAGAGCAAAAGUGGAGAGUCUGAUGAGGAAUCUGAAGAAGAAGCAAGAAGAGCUUGAACGUGCAAAGGAAAUCAUGAGUGAAGAAAAAGAAGAGGUGAAACAGAUGAAGACUGACAUUGCCAAAGAACGAGAACUGUUGUUGAAGGAAAGGAGAAAUAUGGAAGAAGAGCGGUGUGAGAUGGAAAUGAGAGGAGACCAAGUCAUGGAUGAAAUGAAAUCACUAGAGAUUCUGAAAGUGAAACUUCGACAACUGAAGGAGGAUAUAAAAGCCAAAAUGCACAGAUUACUACAAAAUGUUGACAACAGGUCAAGGCUGCAAACAGUGUUGGAAGAAAAACUUACAUCCCAAGACAAACAGAAAGAAAACAUUCGCUGUUUCACUGAAAUGUUAGAAAGAGAAAAGGAAGGUGUGAGAAGUAUUCUUUCAGACAUGGUCACCAAGAGAGAAUGCACAGAAAAUGAAUGGAAGCAGCAGUUUGAACUGGACAAACGAGAUCUUGAUGAACUGAAAGAAGAUCUGAGACACGACAGAGAAGAUCUGGAGAGAGAAAGUGAGGUGCUGAAUAAAGAGAAAAUGGUUUUGAAGGUGUUGAUGUCUGACAUCAAGAAACAAUUUGAAAUAUUGGACGAAAAGAAACAAAAUAUAAAAGAAGAAAGAGACUCAAUGGAAAUCAUAAAGCUUGAACUGCUCAAUAAGAUGGAACGUGUAAACAGGCUGUUACAUGACACAAAUGAAGAAAAAGCCAACAUUAAAAUGUGUAUCCUUCAGCUUCAAACGGAAAAAGAAAGACUUGAAGACAUUUUAAGCAAGAUUUUCUUAACACGUAAUGAACAAAAAGUCAAGGAAGAUGACCUCAGAAGACAAACAAAAGAAGUGGAAAUCAUGAAAAAGGAAUUACAGAGUGAAAGAGCAAAAGUGGAGAGUCUGAUGAGGAAUCUGAAGAAGAAGCAAGAAGAGCUUGAACGUGCAAAGGAAAUCAUGAGUGAAGAAAAAGAAGAGGUGAAACAGAUGAAGACUGACAUUGCCAAAGAACGAGAACUGUUGUUGAAGGAAAGGAGAAAUAUGGAAGAAGAGCGGUGUGAGAUGGAAAUGAGAGGAGACCAAGUCAUGGAUGAAAUGAAAUCACUAGAGAUUCUGAAAGUGAAACUUCGACAACUGAAGGAGGAUAUAAAAGCCAAAAUGCACAGAUUACUACAAAAUGUUGACAACAGGUCAAGGCUGCAAACAGUGUUGGAAGAAAAACUUACAUCCCAAGACAAACAGAAAGAAAACAUUCGCUGUUUCACUGAAAUGUUAGAGAGAGAAAAGGAAGGUGUGAGAAGUAUUCUUUCAGACAUGGUCACCAAGAGAGAAUGCACAGAAAAUGAAUGGAAGCAGCAGUUUGAACUGGACAAACGAGAUCUUGAUGAACUGAAAGAAGAUCUGAGACACGACAGAGAAGAUCUGGAGAGAGAAAGUGAGGUGCUGAAUAAAGAGAAAAUGGUUUUGAAGGUGUUGAUGUCUGACAUCAAGAAACAAUUUGAAAUAUUGGACGAAAAGAAACAAAAUAUAAAAGAAGAAAGAGACUCAAUGGAAAUCAUAAGGCUUGAACUGCUCAAUAAGGUGAAACAUGUAAACAGGCUGUUACAUGAGACAAAUGAAGAAAAAGCCAAGAUUAAAAUUUGUAUCCUUCAGCUUCAAACGGAAAAAGAAAGACUUGAAGACAUUUUAAGCAAGAUUUUCUUAACACGUAAUGAACAAAAAGUCAAGGAAGACGACCUCAGAAGACAAACAAAAGAAGUGGAAAACAUGAAAAAGGAAUUACCGAGUGAAAGAGCAAAAGUGGAGAGUCUGAUGAGGAAUCUGAAGAAGAAGCAAGAAGAGCUUGAACGUGCAAAGGAAAUCAUGAGUGAAGAAAAAGAAGAGGUGAAACAGAUGAAGACUGACAUUGCCAAAGAACGAGAACUGUUGUUGAAGGAAAGGAGAAAUAUGGAAGAAGAGCGGUGUGAGAUGGAAAUGAGAGGAGACCAAGUCAUGGAUGAAAUGAAAUCACUAGAGAUUCUGAAAGUGAAACUUCGACAACUGAAGGAGGAUAUAAAAGCCAAAAUGCACAGAUUACUACAAAAUGUUGACAACAGGUCAAGGCUGCAAACAGUGUUGGAAGAAAAACUUACAUCCCAAGACAAACAGAAAGAAAACAUUCGCUGUUUCACUGAAAUGUUAGAAAGAGAAAAGGAAGGUGUGAGAAGUAUUCUUUCAGACAUGGUCACCAAGAGAGAAUCCAGAGAAAAUGAAUGGAAGCAGCAGUUUGAACUGGACAAACGAGAUCUUGAUAAACUGAAAGAAGAUCUGAGACACGACAGAGAAGAUCUGGAGAGAGAAAGUGAGGUGCUGAAUAAAGAGAAAAUGGAUUUGAAGGUGUUGAUGUCUGACAUCAAGAAACAAUUUGAAAUAUUGGAAGAAAAGAAACAAAAUAUAAAAGAAGAAAGAGACUCAAUGGAAAUCAUAAGGCUUGAACUGCUCAAUAAGGUGAAACAUGUAAACAGGCUGUUACAUGAGACAAAUGAAGAAAAAGCCAAGAUUAAAAUUUGUAUCCUUGAGGUUCAAACGGAAAAAGAAAGACUUGAAGACAUUUUAAGCAAGAUUUUCUUAACACGUAAUGAACAAAAAGUCAAGGAAGACGACCUCAGAAGACAAACAAAAGAAGUGGAAAUCAUGAAAAAGGAAUUACAGAGUGAAAGAGCAAAAGUGGAGAGUCUGAUGAGGAAUCUGAAGAAGAAGCAAGAAGAGGUUGAACGUGCAAAGGAAAUCAUGAGUGAAGAAAAAGAAGAGGUGAAACAGAUGAAGACUGACAUUGCCAAAGAACGAGAACUGUUGUUGAAGGAAAGGAGAAAUAUGGAAGAAGAGCGGUGUGAGAUGGAAAUGAGAGGAGACCAAGUCAUGGAUGAAAUGAAAUCACUAGAGAUUCUGAAAGUGAAACUUCGACAACUGAAGGAGGAUAUAAAAGCCAAAAUGCACAGAUUACUACAAAAUGUUGACAACAGGUCAAGGCUGCAAACAGUGUUGGAAGAAAAGCUUACAUCCCAAGACAAACAGAAAGAAAACAUUCGCUGUUACACUGAAAUGUUAGAGAGAGAAAAGGAAGGUGUGAGAACUAUCCCUUCAAACAUGGUCACCAAGAGAGAAUGCAGAGAAAAUGAAUGUAAGCAGCAGUUUGAACUGGACAAACGAGAUCUUGAUAAACUGAAAGAAGAUCUGAGACACGACAGAGAAGAUCUGGAGAGAGAAAGUGAGGUGCUGAAUAAAGAGAAGAUGGAUUUGAAGGUGCUGAUGUCUGACAUCAAGAAACAAUUUGAAAUAUUGGACGAAAAGAAACAAAGUAUAAAAGAAGAAAGAGACUCAAUGGAAAUCAUAAGGCUUGAACUGCUCAAUAAGAUGAAACAUGUAAACAGGCUGUUACAUGAGACAAAUGAAGAAAAAGCCAAGAUUAAAAUGUGUAUCCUUCAGGUUCAAACGGAAAAAGAAAGACUUGAAGACAUUUUACGCAAGAUUUUCUUAACACAUAAUGAACAAAAAGUCAAGGAAGAUGACCUCAAAAGACAAAUAAAAGAAGUGGAAAUCAUGAAAAAGGAAUUACAGAGUGAAAGAGCAAAAGUGGAGAGUCUGGUGAGGAAUCUGAAGAAGAAGCAAGAAGAGCUUGAACGUGCAAAGGAAAUCAUGAGUGAAGAAAAAGAAGAGGUGAAACAGAUGAAGACUGACAUUGCCAAAGAACGAGAACUGUUGUUGAAGGAAAGGAGAAAUAUGGAAGAAGAGCGGUGUGAGAUGGAAAUGAGAGGAGACCAAGUCAUGGAUGAAAUGAAAUCACUAGAGAUUCUGAAAGUGAAACUUCGACAACUGAAGGAGGAUAUAAAAGCCAAAAUGGACAGAUUACUACAAAAUGUUGACAACAGGUCAAGGCUGCAAACAGUGUUGGAAGAAAAACUUACAUCCCAAGACAAACAGAAAGAAAACAUUCGCUGUUUCACUGAAAUGUUAGAGAGAGAAAAGGAAGGUGUGAGAAGUAUUCUUUCAGACAUGGUCACCAAGAGAGAAUGCACAGAAAAUGAAUGGAAGCAGCAGUUUGAACUGGACAAACGAGAUCUUGAUAAACUGAAAGAAGAUCUGAGACACGACAGAGAAGAUCUGGAGAGAGAAAGUGAGGUGCUGAAUAAAGAGAAGAUGGAUUUGAAGGUGUUGAUGUCUGACAUCAAGAAACAAUUUGAAAUAUUGGAAGAAAAGAAACAAAAUAUAAAAGAAGAAAGAGACUCAAUGGAAAUCAUAAGGCUUGAACUGCUCAAUAAGGUGAAACAUGUAAACAGGCUGUUACAUGAGACAAAUGAAGAAAAAGCCAAGAUUAAAAUUUGUAUCCUUCAGCUUCAAACGGAAAAAGAAAGACUUGAAGACAUUUUAAGCAAGAUUUUCUUAACACGUAAUGAACAAAAAGUCAAGGAAGACGACCUCAGAAGACAAACAAAAGAAGUGGAAAUCAUGAAAAAGGAAUUACAGAGUGAAAGAGCAAAAGUGGAGAGUCUGAUGAGGAAUCUGAAGAAGAAGCAAGAAGAGGUUGAACGUGCAAAGGAAAUCAUGAGUGAAGAAAAAGAAGAGGUGAAACAGAUGAAGACUGACAUUGCCAAAGAACGAGAACUGUUGUUGAAGGAAAGGAGAAAUAUGGAAGAAGAGCGGUGUGAGAUGGAAAUGAGAGGAGACCAAGUCAUGGAUGAAAUGAAAUCACUAGAGAUUCUGAAAGUGAAACUAAUUGCGAAGAAAUCUCUGAAAGGUGAAAUGUCUGAUGUACAAGUCAGAGAGGACAUCCUCAGUAGUGUUACAAACUCUAUAAGCAACCUGAUAGGAAAACUAAAUAGACUGAUUCAUCAAGCCUUACCGACAUACAUUAAUAGAUUAGAGGGGGAAAAUGAAAAAAUAUUACAACUGAUCUCUACAUAUGAACACAAUUGUGUCAGAAUUCAUAAGCAGAAAAUUAAAAUAACUACAGAUUAUGAGAAGGUACAACAACAAAAGAAACAUGUGUUUAAGAUAAUGUUUGACAAAGCAAUCCAAUCUGAAGAUGUUGUAAAAGAAUGCUUACAUGAGUAUCAGGCUGAAGAGACUAAUGAACAUGAAUUUGAGCAGAGGAUGGAGGAUGUUACAGGUAAUCUUGAAGGAAGCAACAGAUACUUGACACCUGACAAGGAUGGUCGGCUGUUAGUAGGAGAAUGUGAAGAAUUUGAAAAUGUCAAGAAAACAAAGCUUGCGACGUUGUCCAUCUUGUCAGCAGAGGAAGAUGACUUCACACAGAAGGGAAUUUUAAAAACUGAGUUUUUGAAACAAAUCUGGAAGGACACUAGAAUCGAACGAAAUGAGAUAAAUCAGAUGAAGCUCAGAGGUCAAAAAAUGAGAAACAAUCUGCAUAAAAGAGUAAAGGUGAUCAAUCAGUUUGUUAGGAGAUCAAUAUUACAGAAAGAAAAGACAUCAGUUAAGAAAGCAAGAAAAAUGUUGGAACAUAAUACCUUUUUAUCUGAAAGUGGCAGGGAUGGAGAUCACAAAUCACUUGAUGAAAAAUAUACCGAGCUCCAACAACUUAAGGUCCGCAUGCUUAGUGAGAUUGAGAAAUUCCACAUACAAAACAAAGCGUCUAAGACACUGACAACUAGCAACAAAGCUAAUCAAACAGUUCAACUAGAUUCUCCAAAUAUCUAUCAAGAGCAAAUGAAGGUAGAAGAAUCUGAAGCAGCACCAGAGAGAUCUCCUGGACUCCUCUGUCAGCUCCGACUUUCCUGUUAUCGCUGUUGCUCCCGUUAUUGUGCCUACUGCAAGCAAGGAUGUCCAAAGAAAAAAUGAGAGGCAAGAAAAGUGCUACAUAAAAAUCAGUCCAUUUACCAUUUGUUUUACUUUAUAGUUAUAUUAAUAUGUGUGUAUUUGGAAAAUGUGUUUUUCCUAUUAAUCAUCAUAACCUAACAACGUAAGAGUAUCAGUCUGAUGUCAAUCAUCUAAUUCUUAAACAACUAGUUAUGUAAUGUAAAACUAUUCCUUUAACAUGUUUUUUUUUCACAAAUGCAGAAUAUUAAAGUGUAACAGAUAAUCUUAACAUUUUUAAUUACAUUUUUAUGCUGAUUUCUAAUUUAUCUUCUUUCAACAUAUUUAUUCUGCUGUCUUGUGUUAGAAUAAAGAAGCACAAAGAAUACAGUAAAAUCAAAGCUAACAAGAAUAUUUGAAAACUGUGACUCCAUAUAUAUUCAUAUUUAAAUGAAAGAAAAAUGCAUGUUUAACAUAAAUUUUAUCCCUAAAUAAAUCUUUUUCCA
Molecule: messenger RNA, 30286 nt
Organism: Pelmatolapia mariae (spotted tilapia)
Lineage: Eukaryota; Metazoa; Chordata; Actinopteri; Cichliformes; Cichlidae
Exons: 3
Coding region: 102-29825 (9907 amino acids)
Source: RefSeq, a predicted model, not a curated record